AUGGGAUCAUAUAAGAGCUCACCAAUGGUUGGCUGCAACAGAGUGUUGACGACAACUCAUCUAGCUCUGGAAAUGAUUUAGAAACUAAUUUUAUUCAUAAAUGUGCUGCUGUUGCAGGUUGUUAAAAAUGAAGUGGACGUGGACAAUGCUGCUCCUCGGGGGCUCUUUAGUGGGGAUCUGCUCAGGAUGGACAUACCACCACUCCAACACCACCAUGAAUUGGACCCAGGCCCGGAAGUGGUGCAGGAACAGGUACACGGACAUGGUGGUCAUCCAGAGCCAGGAUGAGAACGACAAGCUGGUCUCCUUUUUGCCAAACAAGAUCUCCAGCCCCUACUACUGGCUGGGACUCACCAGGACGCAGAAGGGGGGGAACUGGACGUGGAUCGGGAAUAACAGCACGUGGAUGGGCGAGGAGUCGUGGGCGGAAAACGAGCCCAACAACAACCACAGCAUGGCCGUCUGCGUGGAGAUCUACGUCAACAACGGCACCAACAGAGGGAAAUGGAACGAUGAGAAGUGCGGCCAGAAGAAAUUUGCAGUUUGCUAUCGAGCUCAAUGUAAUGCCACCAUAUGCGGACGAGGGCAAUGUCGGGAAGCUGUUAACAACUUUACCUGUCUGUUUGAGGCCGGCUUUGUGGGAGACAAGUGUCAAACAGCUAAACAGAGUCUUAAUGAUACCGUGUUGGCAGGAACUACUUUUCCAUCAGCCUCUUAUUCUUCUGUGCCCCCAGCUGUGCACUGCACCCCCCUGUCUCACCCCAACGGAUACCUCAGCUGCGCGGAUGGGAACCAUACAGUCAACUCAACGUGUCAGUUCAAAUGUCACCAUGGCUUCCUGAUGAUCGGCUCGGCAGACAUCACCUGUGGAGUGACGGGGGUUUGGAGCAGCCCCGCGCCAACUUGUGCAAGGUACAAGCCCAUCCUGAUGGCUGUUGCAGGUUGCUGCACUCUCACUGUUUGCUGCUGCUUCGUGUGUUUUUGUGGCCUGAAGAACAGAAGUAAGAGGUUUUAACCACAAAUUGUUAGAGCUAUCCAAAUUCACUGAGUCAUCUCUUUGCUCAAACACUUGUAACAGGGAAAAAGCCAAGCAAAGAGAGGUUGUCAGAGGAAACGACAGGGCCGUCUAGUCAGCUGUCGACAUGAAGACGAACCGAUGUUUCCAUAACAAGUACCGUAUACACAAUUUGGUUCCGCUGUGGGACCCCCAAAAAUAUCAUACAUUGACAAACAUCAACUUAUGUUGUAUAUACUGUAGAAAUGACACUUGAACCCUGCUGUAAUUAGCAUCUUGCAUUAUAUCAUUAGGCUACACAGCAGUCAGUGUUAAGUUUGUUAAUGUUUUUCUCUACUGUACCUUUUCUAAAAAAAGAUUUCAUAAAGCAUUUCUGUUGUAGAGUUUUAUCCAGUCAUCUACUUACUGUGUACUUUUCUGUAAAGUAAGUGCCGUAUGGUGCUUUUUUUUACCCCAUUUUGUCAUGUUACAGUAUAGUCUCCCCUCAGUUUUCUA
Molecule: messenger RNA, 1510 nt
Organism: Dunckerocampus dactyliophorus (ringed pipefish)
Lineage: Eukaryota; Metazoa; Chordata; Actinopteri; Syngnathiformes; Syngnathidae
Product: P-selectin-like
Exons: 8
Coding region: 101-1015 (304 amino acids)
Source: RefSeq, a predicted model, not a curated record